AUGCGAUGCUGUCAGCGGAGCUUCAUUAUCAUCAGGAUGAAGCACAGAUGCUCUCUGCUUCCUCCUGCAGCUCACAGCCGCUCACAAAAGAUCAAUGAGUGCCUCCACAGAGGAGCAGGACGUCUGUCACCUCCACUCUACGUCCUGGAUUUAAUAAAACACCAGCAGGGGGCGCCACAGGACAGGCUGGACAUGCACGAUAGGACAGCAGAGUUUCUUGGAGUGUACACAUUCACACACCGCCUCAGGCGGAGGUCCCCAGAGAGGAGGAGGAAGAGAGCUGGUAAACAGCAAGGACAGGAGGAGCAGGGGGGAGGAGGAGCCCUGACCAUCACGGGCUUUUAUUUUGAGGAUUUGGCGAAUGCGGGCUUUUAUUGUGGUGGUCUGACUAAACUUCCUCCGUGUCUCCCGGAGCUUGCCGGUCGGGCUCCGCCGCCCUGCUCUCCCGUCCACAGUGAACUCUCAGUCCGGUCGUUCAGCUCCGGGGCCGCUAACGAACUCAGCCCGCGGACACCGCAGCUCACCGGGGCUCACCGGGGCUCACCGGCAGGUCUGCGCCCGUUAGAGCGUUUACUGAGUACCGGAGGAGGAGGGACGCCCGCAGACUUUCCGACGGAACAGAACUCCGGGGACUGCGUCCAUGCUGAGCCGCACACAGGUGCUCGCCGUGGUCGGUCCAGGAUGAGCCUGCUGGGCGUUCGGAGGAGGCUGCUGUGUGCUGCCGUGAAGCCGCCCUGCUCCCUCUGCUUCCUCCUGUGGUUCCUCCUGCUGCUGGGAGCCGGAUCGCUGCUGCUGCUCGCCCGCCUGCAGAACCUCACCGAGCCAGUCCUCCAGCGGCGCCCAGGUGUGCAGGUGCUGGCGGCUCCCAGGCGGCCUUCACAGAAGGAAGCCGACGAUGCGGCAGGACGUCGUCCCGUCUCUCCGCCCGCUCUCCGUCCCCAGCCACCGUCCUCCUCGCUGUUCUCUUACUCGCCGCUUGGCUCAAAGCAGCCGCUCACUAAACGCCGCAGGAAGCUGCUGCUGAAGAGCAGCGUGGCGGCGUCCAGCUCCCCCACGGGCCAAGUAGAGGCGGCGCUGCAGCUGGCGAGGAUGCAGGAGUCACGGCACCGCCUGCUAACAGAUAUCUGUGCCCAAUACCAGCCGGGAGUGGGUAGGCGGCGGCCGCCGUCGCAGCGGCAGGUGUCGCGGGUGUACGUGGAGGAGCGGUCCCGGCUGCUGUACUGCGAGGUGCCCAAAGCUGGCUGCUCCAACUGGAAGCGGGUGCUGAUGGUGCUGAGUGGCAGCGCCGCGUCCACACGGGACAUUCCUCACGACGCAGCGCAUUACGAAAACCGCCUCCCACGGCUCAGCGGCUACAGUCGUGCUGGCGUUGCCGAGCGGCUUCGCUCCUACACCAAAGUGCUGUUCGUCCGGGAGCCCUUUGAGCGCCUUGUGUCAGCAUUUCGGGACAAGUUUGAGAGCCCCAACUCAUACUACCACCCCGUGUUUGGACGGGCCAUCAUUUCCAGGUACCGAGCCAACGCCACACAUGCUGCAUUGCGCUCCGGUGCCGGUGUGACCUUCAGGGAGUUCGUGCAGUACCUGCUGGAUGUGCGGCGGCCCGUGGGGAUGGACAUCCACUGGGAGCCGGUGAGCCAGCUGUGCAGCCCAUGCUUCCUGCAGUUCACCUUCAUCGGGAAGUUCGAGAGCCUGGAGCGUGACGCUAACUUCCUGCUCCGAAGCAUCGGGGCGCCGGCCAACCUCACGUUCCCGGACUUCAAGGACAGGAACCCACUGGCGGAGAGGACGUCCUCCAGCAUCACGCAGAAGUACUUCUCACAGCUCAACGCCACCGAGCGGCAGAAGGCCUUCGACUUCUACUACAUGGACUACCUGAUGUUCGGGUACCCCAAGCCCUUCAGCGACCUACACUGAGCCACCGCCGCGCUCAGCUGAGGACGAGUGUUUGGCUAUGUUAACGUGUCAGAGGGGUGGGACAAGCUGAGGCUGCGUACCUGUGCAGGUGUGAGAGCUCCAGACUCAGAGACUGAUCUUUGUGUUUGUGUGUUUUUAAUGACUUCUGUGAAGUUUUGUUGAGCCGCGUCCUGCAGAGAGAAGCUGUCAGAUAACAGUCAGUUGCUCGCGACAAUCAGAUCGCAUUUAGCCAAAUCUGCUCCAAACGUGGCUGUUGGCGAAAGAAGCUGAGGUGGUCUGCACGUGUGCGGAGGAGGAUGAGGAGAUGAGCCGAUGUGGCGGUAACAGACGCCACAUCAGAGUCAGGUGAUGGUCACCUGACUCUGAGCACUGAAGCAUCCGAGUGAAUCGUGCAUUAGGAUGGAGGAGGAAGACAAGGACGAUGGAGCGCUCUCAGAAUAACGGCUUCUAUAAUCUGACCUCUGACCUCGGCGUUGUGGCAAAGACACAGUCGAGAUGCUGUUUAAUAAUUUUUUUUAAUCAGUGAAUCAGGCACAAAAAAUAUAAAAAUGUUUUUCACAAAAAUGUGAUUUUUGGGCCGACAUUAUGACAGGAAACAGGAAGUAUGAUGCUGCGGACGGACCGAGCUCUGGAUUAUUUUAAUAAAGACCUUAAAUCUGCUCGGGUGGAGGAAUGCCUCAGUCCAUCAUUUAUGUACAGUCUGUUUAAAGCAGGAACAGGAAGUGAGGUAGGAGGUGAUGCUGCAAAUCUGUUUGUGGUGAUUUUCAGAGACGACCUCGAAGCCUUAACACUGCCUUCUCACCUGUGACCACAAUAAACGAGACACUCUUUGAAAACCUGGAGACUCGCCUCUUAUUCUGACACUCACAGCAGGCUGACCUUUGACCUUUGUGCUCAGGUCUGGGUGUAAAUAAAGUUUAGCUCCCCUAACAUCACCUGCAGACAGUCAGAUUUAUUAUUAUUCACCUGUAUUUAUUCAUCACCAGAGAUGGGCAGUAACGCGUUACUGUAAUCCGAUUACUUUUUUCAAGUAACGAGUAAAGCAAGGGAUUACUAUUGCAAAAACGGUAAUUAGAUUACCGUUACUUUCCCGUAGGAACGCUGCGUUACUGCGUUACUAAAACCAUGUUUUCUUGCGAGAAUGUCUCAUGACAGUGACGUAAGCGAGCACGACGUUCGUGACAACAGCUGUGUGCAGAUCAACAAUGGAUAAUAUAUCGAGUGCGGGAGAGAGUAUGAGCGUGCAGCGUUUAAAGCGUGGAAGUACUGACCUUACUUUGAGUUUGAUUCCAUAAAAAGUGACAAAAACAUUAGCGUCCGUUGUGCGUGGGAAGAAAACUUCUUUUUACAGCGAAGAAAACCCCUAAACUUCCAAGCAAGCACCGAGUGCGCUACGACGUAUUUCCGUAACACGGAAAUUCACAGAGAAACUUGCGGAUUCUUCCACUGACCGCCGCGGCACACCUGCACCAGGGUAAACCUCCGCCUGCCCCACUCCUGCUUUACAGGUGAAAAGAGAGCAACAGGACCGCUGAGUCUUUGAUUUUAUUUAUUUUCUGCUGUGUUUUACUUGCAUCUAUUUGAAAGACUGAGUGUAAACACAAAAAAAUAUUUUAUUUUAUG
Messenger RNA from Pelmatolapia mariae (spotted tilapia), 3537 nucleotides. RefSeq names its product carbohydrate sulfotransferase 8-like. The transcript has 6 exons. NCBI's taxonomy places the organism in Eukaryota, Metazoa, Chordata, Actinopteri, Cichliformes, Cichlidae. Gene Ontology annotation, cellular component: membrane. Bases 1 to 1914 code for a protein of 637 amino acids. The record is from RefSeq and is a predicted model, not a curated record. Gene Ontology annotation, molecular function: sulfotransferase activity. Gene Ontology annotation, biological process: carbohydrate biosynthetic process; proteoglycan biosynthetic process.